AUGACCACAUUACCCCGAUUGAUGAAAACCCGUUCAUUGUCUUCCAACAUAUCUCUUGAAGAGGGUAUCCGACUCCCAAGGGAAAACCAAAGCACGGCGGGCUCAGGGUGUAUAAUCCUUACCCAUCUCUGGAGAAAAAACAGCUUCUUUGUGGUUGGUUGUGACACGAAAGCGUACUUAUUCGGUGGCCGGGAAGACCAAAGUACACAACUGGCUGCGUCUCCGUAUGUCGAAAGAAAAUUGGUGGCUACGCCAUUGACAAGAACGAGUCUUGCUCUGGCAUGGGGUGUUGCGAAACGAAGAUCCCCCUGGGCUGAACAACUGACUCUGUGGGUGGAAAGCUAUAACAACCAUAUUUACGUAUGGGACUUUAACCCCUGCGGCUUCGCCUCGUUGUUAGGGAGGAGUCGUGGUGAACUUGCAAGUCAAAACCACGACACUUUUGCAUGCAAGGAAAUACCACCUGCCAUAACUGGUCUAUGGGUUUACAUUUGCCGGUAUAUUAAUGAGUGCGAUACAACCCCUGUAAGAAUGGACAGUGCACAAAUCUACAAGGAAAUUACUCUUGUUCCUGUGAUAGUGGCUACCGCAACCAAGACCAGAUUACGUGCAUCGAAGUUCCCUCACAAACACGCUUGA
This is a messenger RNA of Prunus armeniaca (apricot), 639 nucleotides long. NCBI's taxonomy places the organism in Eukaryota, Viridiplantae, Streptophyta, Magnoliopsida, Rosales, Rosaceae. The record is from the annotation of a GenBank genome assembly.